This is a messenger RNA of Knipowitschia caucasica, 267 nucleotides long. Lineage: Eukaryota; Metazoa; Chordata; Actinopteri; Gobiiformes; Gobiidae. The record is from the annotation of a GenBank genome assembly.
AUGUCAGAACGCCUGAAGGAUGUGAAGAACCUGGAGAACUUCCACCUGGUGGAGAGCGUGCAGGAGCAGGUGAACGCGGCACUGCUGGACUACGUCAUGUGUAACUAUCCUCAACAAUCGGACAAGUUCGGCCAGUUACUGCUGCGGCUGCCGGAGAUACGAGCCAUUAGUCUGCAGGCCGAAGAGUACCUCUACUACAAACAUCUGAACGGAGACGUGCCCUGCAACAACCUGCUCAUCGAGAUGCUGCACGCCAAGAGAGCUUAA